Molecule: messenger RNA, 1760 nt
Organism: Andrographis paniculata
Lineage: Eukaryota; Viridiplantae; Streptophyta; Magnoliopsida; Lamiales; Acanthaceae
Product: endo-1,4-beta-xylanase 5-like
Exons: 5
Coding region: 1-1542 (513 amino acids)
Biological process (GO): carbohydrate metabolic process
Molecular function (GO): hydrolase activity, hydrolyzing O-glycosyl compounds
Source: RefSeq, a predicted model, not a curated record
AUGGCCGCAUACGACAGGAAGCAGCCGGACGACAGCUUCGCGAGGGGAUUUCAUCUUUCGAAAGAUCACUUGUAUACAUUUUCAGCAUGGCUGCAGCUGAGUGAGGGAAGAGACAUUGUCCAGGCUUUUGUGAACACCUCCGGUCCGAACCGAUUAAUCGUCGGCUCCGUGGUGGCUAGAUCGGGCUGCUGGAGCAUGCUCAAAGGAGGCUUCACUGUUGAUCAAAACAUGAAGACUCAGCUUUAUUUCAAGAGCAAUAAUACCAAAGCUGAAAUAUGGAUCGACAGUGUGUCGUUGAAGGGAUUCACGAGAGGGGAAUGGCAACAACAUAGGAAAACAAAGAUUGAUGAGUUUCGGAAGCGCAGGUUGCGAAUCCAUGUCACAAGCAUGGGGAAGAACCUCGACCGCGUAAAUGUGACCAUCGCCCAAAUGAGAACACAAUUCGCGAUCGGCUGUGGCACGACAGCCAGCAUCCUAGACAACAAGGACUACCAGACAUGGUUCGUCCGGCGUUUCCAGGCGGCCACAUUCGACAACGAGAUGAAAUGGUACUACACGGGAGCCAGCCCGGGUAAAGAGAACUACACGGACCCGGACGCCAUGGUGUCCUUUUUCAAGAAACACAAGAUCGAUGUGCGAGGCCACACCAUUCUCUGGGCGAACCCGAACAUGACUCAGUCUUGGGUCCGGUCCCUGACGGCCUCAAAGGUUCGCGAGGCGGCUAAACGGCAUGUCAGGUCUGUCGUCACGAGGUAUUCGCACGAUGUAAUAGCUUGGGAUGUAAUGAACGAGAAUUUGCAUUUCUCUUUCUAUGAGGACAAGCUCGGGCCGAAUGCUUCCUCGAUGUUUUACGGGAUGGUUCGAUCCCUGGAUUCGAAGAAUCCCCUGUUUUUAAAUGAAUACAACACCUUGGAAUUCCCCCUGGAUUCGAAGGUUAUCCCGUCCAGGUAUGUCGAAAGGAUCAGGGAGAUACAAUCAUUUCCAGGGAAUGAGAACAUUUCCCUGGCGAUAGGAUUACAGGGCCAUUUCUCACCGCCGCCAUCGCUGUCUUACAUUCGUGCCGCCAUCGACAUUCUCAGCGCCACCGGGUUGCCGAUCUGGCUGACGGAAUUGGACACCAGACGCGGCCCGAAUCAGGCUGCGGAGCUGGAGGAAGUAAUGAGGGAGGCAUUCGGGCAUCCCGGCGUGGAAGGAAUCAUCGUAUGGGGAGGAUGGAAGCCGACAAACUGCAACCGGACAUGUCUGGCGGCGGAGCACAAGACCAGCGCCGACAGGCUGCCUCAUGGCUGCGCCGAGAUGUGCCUGGUGGACGAGAACCUACGCACCCUCCCGCCGGGGGAUGUCGUCGACAAGCUCCUGCAAGAAUGGCGGACGACCAGCCUGUCCAAGGUCACCGGCAAGGAUGGAACGGUGGAGGAGACGGUCUUUCUUGGAAAGUACUCUGUUCGAUUCUUUCAUCCCCAGAUUCCGGCGGGUCGUCCCGGAAAAAAGAUUGUCGUAACGCCGGGGAAAGACCCGUUGGAAGUCAAUGUCGAAUUGUAGUCGAGAAUAUUUAAUUAUCCCAUCUUUCGAAUAAAAGGGGUUUAAUUAUUAGAGGAUUUACAAUGGUCCACGGUCAACUCGGGACUUGGUGAAGAGUCUUGGGUUUGACUUUCAAGGAAGUCAAAAACAGGAGGCGGAAGGAAUUGAAUAUCGAUCGGCUAUCGAGUAGCGAGAUGGAAAAAUCAACGGUCAGGAUUGAAUCCAACAUAUCCGACGGG